Messenger RNA from Aspergillus puulaauensis, 555 nucleotides. RefSeq lists its product as uncharacterized. The coding region runs from base 1 to 555 and encodes 184 amino acids. The record is from RefSeq and is a predicted model, not a curated record. The transcript is spliced from 3 exons. Lineage: Eukaryota; Fungi; Ascomycota; Eurotiomycetes; Eurotiales; Aspergillaceae.
AUGCAGUUCCUUACUUCAAUCCUCCUGCUGGCAGUCCUUGCCCUGACUGUAGCUGCUGCGCCCGCCGUCGACACCCUCGAUAUUGAAGCCUUCGACGCCAUUGACUACUCUCUGCCGCGCUCUGCAGACCGUGACAUUGCCUUCGAUGAUACCGACGCAGCAGCCUACGCUAGGCUCAAGGCUGGGGCUAACUCAACCCUCCAGGCGCGCGACUACAACUACGAGCUCGAGUGCAACAAAUACUGGUUCGUCCACAGUUAUCGUGUUGUAGAAGGCAUGAAGUAUCUCGACAGGCUUACAACAACGCCCAAACUUGGACCAUCGCGAUGCACACGGGUCAGCUGUUCGUGGGAAACAGCUAUCCACUGGUGCAAUGACGACCCGGACCACUCCAUGGAGCUCCAGUGGUUUGCACGACUUGCGCGUAGCGCCGAAAUCAUUGUGGACCACUGUGCCAACUCGGUGGGGAUGGUUUCCGGGACCCUCUACAAUGCAGAUGGCUGGAGAGUUGUUGUCAAGAAAACGGGGGAUGUAGAAGGGGACCCGAAAUGCUGA